CCGAUACUGCGAGAGUUUUGAUGACACACUGAACUCAGCAACGCCAGAUUCCUCACACCUGGACAGGAGCCAUGGGGAAGACAGGUGGGAGAGCCGACUUUGAGUGGGUCUACACCGACCAGCCGCACACCGCCCGCAGGAAGGAAAUCCUGGCCAAAUAUCCAGAAAUAAAGACCCUGAUGGGUCCGGACCCCCAGCUGAAGUGGGUUGUGUCCGGCUUGGUCCUGACCCAACUCGUCGCCUGCUACCUGGUGCACGACCUCCCCUGGAAGUGGGUCUUCUUCUGGGCCUACGGCUUCGGCGGGUGCAUCAACCACUCGCUGACUCUGGCCAUUCACGACAUUUCUCACAACGUAGCUUUCGGGAACAAGCUUGCGAAGUGGAACCGCUGGUUCGCCAUGUGGGCCAACCUGCCCAUCGGGCUUCCCUACUCUGCCUCCUUCAAGAAGUACCACAUCGACCACCACCGGUACCUGGGCGGCGACCAGCUGGAUGUGGACAUCCCAACCGAGUGGGAGGGAUGGUUCUUCUGCACGCCGGCUAGGAAGGUCCUCUGGCUCUUUCUGCAGCCGUUUUUCUACGCCUUGAGGCCGUUGGUGGUCAACCCCAAACCGGUGGGUCCGAUGGAGAUCCAGAACACAGUGGUUCAGCUCCUAGCAGACGCAGUCAUCUUCUACUUCUGGGGGCUAAAGCCGAUUGUUUACCUCAUUGCUGGAUCCAUUUUGUGCCUGGGGAUCCAUCCGUUCUCUGGACACUUCAUAGCAGAGCAUUACAUGUUUCUGAAGGGACACGAGACGUAUUCAUACUACGGGCCGCUGAACUUGCUCACCUUUAAUGUUGGAUACCACAUGGAGCACCAUGACUUCCCCAGCAUACCUGGCAGUAAACUACCUCAGGUGAAAAAGAUCGCAGCAGAGUAUUACGACUCGCUGCCGCAGCACACUUCCUGGUUCCAGGUGCUGUGGGACUUUGUGUUCGACGAAAACAUCGGCCCUUACGCCAGAGUCAAACGGGAGUACAAGCUAAGCAAGCUGGAAUAGAUUUCUAGUGAUAUUUGUACAGAAAACUUAAAUAAAGCUGGUAUACUUACACUGCAAAAACACAAAAUCUUAUAGAGCAUUUUAGUCUAGUUUUUAGUGCAAAUGUCUCAGUACACUUGAAAUAAGAUAAAACUAACUUACAAGUAACUUUUCUACAAGAUAUAGGAGCUUGUUUUAAGUUAAUUAUUCCUUAAUAUUGAUGAAUAAGUACUACUUCCAUUAGCAGAUUAUUUUACUUAUAAAAUGAGAAAAUGUCUUAUAAGUUAAGGAAUUAUUGACAUCUUGCUAAAAAGCUACUUAUAUGUUUGUUUUGUAUGAUGAUGUAUUAAAGUCGCUGUAGACAGAAAAACAAUUAAAUUUCUGCCAAAAAACUCAGAAGAUUUCUAGAAAAAUCUUGGGAACAUCUGAGUUUGAAAAAUCAAAAAUUUGCAACAAAAAUGUCAGAAAUUUUCUAGAAAAAAAAAACCAUACAAAUUUGUGAGU
This is a messenger RNA of Xiphophorus couchianus (Monterrey platyfish), 1523 nucleotides long. RefSeq names its product delta(4)-desaturase, sphingolipid 2 (gene degs2). The record is from RefSeq and is a predicted model, not a curated record. Bases 72 to 1040 code for a protein of 322 amino acids. Gene Ontology annotation, biological process: sphinganine metabolic process; ceramide biosynthetic process. Gene Ontology annotation, cellular component: membrane. Gene Ontology annotation, molecular function: sphingolipid delta-4 desaturase activity. The transcript is spliced from 3 exons. Lineage: Eukaryota; Metazoa; Chordata; Actinopteri; Cyprinodontiformes; Poeciliidae.